This is a messenger RNA of Labrus mixtus (cuckoo wrasse), 6484 nucleotides long. RefSeq names its product SWI/SNF related, matrix associated, actin dependent regulator of chromatin, subfamily c, member 1a (gene smarcc1a). Lineage: Eukaryota; Metazoa; Chordata; Actinopteri; Labriformes; Labridae. Gene Ontology annotation, cellular component: nBAF complex; SWI/SNF complex; npBAF complex. Gene Ontology annotation, molecular function: nucleosomal DNA binding; histone binding. Bases 54 to 3431 code for a protein of 1125 amino acids. The transcript has 28 exons. The record is from RefSeq and is a predicted model, not a curated record. Gene Ontology annotation, biological process: positive regulation of DNA-templated transcription.
CAUGGUGAGCGACGCCGCGGAGGAGAAAGACGACGCAGAGAACAGAACACACAAUGGCGACGGCGGCGACAACGGCUGGCGGGACGGGAUCAGGCGGACCGGCUACCGGCCCGACCGGCGGCGGCGGCGGCACCGCAGUCGGACGCAAGAAAGACGGCGGUCCUUCUACGAAAUUCUGGGAGAGUUCAGAGACGGUGUCCCAGUUUGAGACGGUGCGGCAGUGGAUCGGAAAGCACUACAAAAAGUAUGUCCAGAACGACUCCCCCUCCUGUAAAUCCUUGGCGGGUCUGGUGGUUCAGCUGCUGCAGUUCCAGGAGGACGCAUUCGGACGCAGGGUUAACAAUCCUGCUCUCACCAAGCUACCUACCAAAUGUUUCCUGGAUUUCAAGGCAGCUGGGUCCCUCUGUCACAUCCUGGGCUCGGUCUACAAGUUUAAGAGCGAGCAAGGAUGGCGUAGAUUUGACCUGCAGAACCCUUCCCGCAUGGACAGAAACGUGGAAAUGUUCCUGAAUGUGGAGAAGAACUUGGUCCAGAACAACUGCUUGACUCGGCCCACAGUGUUCCUGUCGCCUGACAUCGAGCAGAAACAAGCCAGUAAGCUCAAAGACAUCAUCAAAAGGCACCAGGGCUCCAUCACUGACGAUAAGUCUAAAGCCACCCACCACAUCUACCCCUCUCCAUCCCAACAAGAAGAAGACGAGUGGCUUCGUCCGGUCAUGAGGAAAGACAAGCAGGUGUUGGUGCACUGGGGUCUCUCUCCAGACAGCUAUGAUACCUGGGUGUCAGCGAGCGAGGUGGACGGGGAUGUGGAGGACCCGCCCACCAAUGACAGACCGUGGAAGGUCCACGCUAAGUGGGUGUUAGACACCGACGCCUUCAAUGAGUGGAUGAAUGAAGAAGACUACGAAGUGGACGAAAACAAGAAGCCAGUCAGCUUCCGCCAGAGGAUCUUCCCCAAGGAGGAGGAGUCUUCCCGUACACCCGAUCGAAAGGAGCGCAAGGCCAACUCCGCCGGCAAGAAGAGGAGGCGCUCGCCCUCGCCGCCCAGCACUCCCGCCGAAUCCCGCAAGAAGGGAGGAAAGAAGGGGAACCCGGGGCCUCACUGGAAGCGACGGGGCCACCGAGGCGAGGAGGAGGACACGGAGGAGGACAUGACCAAGGAUAUGGACGACUCCUCAGCUGGAGCCAGCAUGGAGGAGGGCAGCAUGUCCAAAAAUGCGAAGAAAGACGAGAGUACUCCGGUGAAAGGCGGGAAUGUGGCUGACCUGGAUGACAUGGAGGAUGACUCUGUGCUGUCGGGAGGAAAGGAUGAUGAGGAGCAGGGCAAAGCUGAAGUCAACCGCCUGAUCGACGCCAGCGAGGACAACGUGACCGAACAGACUCAUCACAUCAUCAUCCCCAGCUACGGCGCCUGGUUUGACUACAACUGCAUCCAUGAGAUCGAGAGACGAGCUCUGCCCGAGUUCUUCAACGGAAAAAACAAGUCCAAAACUCCAGAGAUAUUCCUGGCCUACCGUAACUUCAUGAUCGACACGUAUCGACUGAACCCUCAGGAGUACCUCACCUCCACUUCCUGUCGCAGGAACCUGACCGGGGACGUCUGUGCCAUCAUGAGGGUUCAUGCGUUCCUGGAGCAGUGGGGUUUGGUGAACUACCAGGUGGACCACGAGAGUCGCCCAUUGCCCAUGGGCCCCCCACCCACUCCUCAUUUCACAGUGCUGGCUGACACACCAUCCGGCCUCAUGCCCCUGAACCACAGACCCCCACCGAUCCCCCCUCAACAGCAGAUGGCUAACUUCAUAGACAAAGGCAAAGACAAGUCCAUCGACCUGCAGAACUUCGGGCUUCGCGCGGACCUCUACAGCAAGAAAAACCCCAAGGGGAAACCAUCAAACUCCACCAGGGACUGGACCGAGCAGGAGACUCUGCUGCUGCUGGAGGCCCUGGAGAUGUUCAAAGAUGACUGGAACAAAGUGUCCGAGCACAUCGGUUCUCGCACACAGGACGAGUGUAUCCUCCACUUCCUGCGGCUGCCCAUCGAGGAUCCCUACCUGGAGAGCACCGAGGCCUCCCUGGGUCCUCUGGCCUACCAGCCCAUACCCUUCAGCCAGUCUGGAAACCCCGUCAUGAGCACGGUGGCCUUCCUGGCCUCUGUGGUCGACCCCAGAGUGGCGUCUGCUGCUGCAAGGGCAGCUCUAGAGGAGUUCUCCCGCGUGCGCGAGGAGGUGCCGGCUGAGCUGGUGGAGGCUCAUGUGAAGAAGGUGCAGGAGGCGGCCAGGAGCACAGGGAAGGUGGACCCCGCCUUCGGCCUGGAGAGCAGCGGCAUUGCUGGCACCGCCCCCGAAGAGCCAGAAAAGACCGAAACUCCCGAGGCGGAGAAGAUGGACACAGACUCGGACUCCCAACAGGCCGAUAAGGCGGAGUUGAAGGACGAGGCAGAGAAGCCCAGCGAGUCUGCAGAGAAGAGCAGCGACAAGACGGAGGCCACCGAGAAGGUGAAGAAGGAGGGAGUGGAGACUUCAGAGCGCGAGGACGAGAACGAAGAGGGAGGGGAGGCCAAGGCGGCUCCAGCAGACAAAGAGAAGGAGGAGUCCAUGGAGACGUCGUCCUCGGACCAGGAGAAGGAGAAGGAGGAGAAGACGUUGACAGACGAGGGAGAGGAGAAGAGGAAGAAGCUGGAGCACGACAUCGGAGAGGGAAACAUCGCCACUGCAGCCGCCGCUGCUCUGGCGUCUGCUGCCACCAAGGCCAAGCACUUGGCGGCCGUGGAGGAGAGGAAGAUCAAGUCCCUGGUGGCCCUGCUGGUGGAGACCCAGAUGAAGAAGCUGGAGAUCAAGCUGAGGCAUUUCGAGGAGCUUGAGACCAUCAUGGAUCGAGAGAAAGAGGCCUUGGAGCUCCAGCGGCAGCAGCUGCUCACCGAGCGUCAGGCCUUCCACAUGGAGCAGCUCAAGUACGCUGAGAUGAAGGCGCGGCAGCAGAUGGAGCAGCAAGCCGCCGCUGCAGCAGCAGCCGCAGCCCAGGCACAGGGACAGACUCCCGGGACUGGACCCCAUCCUGGUCCUCCUCCACCAGGCAUGCACCCUGGAGGACCUCAGCCACACCACGGAGCACCAGUGCCCCACCACGGAGGACCCCCAUCCGGCGGUGCAAUGCACACUGGCUUCCCCUCGAUGGGUCACCACCCAAUGGCACCCCUGCACCCAGGACAGACAGGUCCGAUGGGACCAGGCCAGCCGAUUCCAGGGCGUAUGAUGCCCGGCCCUCCCACUGCUGGCCCCCCUCCUGGGGGCAUGCCUCCCAUGAUGCCCCCACGUCAUCCUGGAGCUCCCAACGGCAUGUAUCCUGGUCCUCCACCUGCACAGCCUGAAGCCGUACCUGCAGUUCCUGUGGGUCCUCCUGCGCCCCCAAGUGCACGGGGGCCUGACAACUAAGACCUAACACACACACACACACAUGACAAAAGCACACACACACACACACACACAAAACUAUCUCUGACCCCCCCCCCCCCCCCCCGUAUUGAUCGCCUUUGCUACUGGCUACCUUUAACCCUCAACAGCCAAAAGCUUCCAUAAACGUCAUCACCAACACACACACACACACACACACACACACACACACACACACACUCAGGUUUCAGUGGCAAGGGUUACCCACUUAACACACACACACACACACACACACACACACACACACACACACAUGCAGACUUCCUCUCAGGGCACUGCGGCAAAGGGUGGUCGAGUAAUAAACACUGUUUCCUGCUCUGUUGGGCCAGAUGGAGGCUGGAGAGAACGACUCUCUACACACGACAAAACGAGGAGACAGAAACCGACUGUCUCACUUUUUUUUUCUCUUUUCGAUGAGUUUUUAACGACACUGUAACCCCCCCCCCUCCCCCUCCCCUUACCCCCCUCCCUUCCCGCCACAAAGAAACACACUCCUAUUUCUGUCUGCUGCCCUUUUCUUCAAGCCAAACACUAGGGGGAGCUAGUGAGACAAAAGUGACCGGCAGACAUGGAGGGGUGUGUGCUGAGUAACCAGAGCUGUAACACACACACACACACACACACACACACACACACACACACACACACACACACAGAGGGCGCCCGGCCUCUUGUCUUGACGAGUAUCUACCUCUCGCUCCUCUUUUUAUGAAACACUGUACUUCUGUGUGUGUGUGUUUGUCUGUAAAUGUGUGUGUGUUCAGGACAGAGGGAGGGUUUGGUGGCGUUGCCCUCGUCCGCCUCCUCUGAUAAUAAUUAGUUCCUCCUUUUUAAAACGAGACUUUUGCAUUAAUGGUUAUUUUUUAGUAAAGAAAUGAAACAUCUUUGGAAUCAUUUAGUUCUCUAAAAAUAAUUGUCAACUAUUUCAAUGAACGAUUUUUUUUCUUUUAUUCAUUCAGAGUCGAGCUUCAUAAAUAUCGAUGUCGCCUCGUUUCUUUACGCCUCUAAACUGAACUUCUGUAAGUCGAGGACAAAACAACACAAUUCAGGAUUUCAUUUUCGGUGAUUCGGGAUUUUAAUUUUUCAGUGAGCGCUGGCAGCACGACAGCGCUGUAAAUGGACGCAGGCCCGUACUGAGAUCAUCGUUCUGGACGUUGUUACAGAUUUGUGACUCUAAAGUCUCGAUGGUUUCCGGCUUGUUUCUUUAGAUGCAAAGAAACAAAGAUGGAGUCUGGGUAACUGUCACUCGAGACAAAAGCGUGAUAACGACAUUUAUGAGUUGUGAUUUCGAGUCAAACAGAAAAUUACUCGUUACCAUGGGAACCUGAGUAAAAUCAAAUCUAUGAAUGUUUGUCCCUUUAGGGCUUCCGUAGAGUGACACGUUUGAUCUCUGAAACAUUAAUGCAAAAGUCUGAGACGACCCCAGAACGCCAGGCAGCGCCAUCAACACACACACACACACACAGAAGAGUAAGCUAAUCCGAGGCUCACACUGGAGGCUGCGUGUGCGCACACACACACACACACAGACUUGGCCAGACCCUGCCACAAGUCACUGGACGACCACACACACACAAAACACACGCAUACAUCUUAUCUCCUGCUGACCUUCACCCGGCCUUUACAGAGAGGGAGACGCCAUGACGCUCUUCCUCAGCGCGCUCGGCUUCUAGAUGUUUUGGGGGGUUUUUUAGGUGCUGACACUGUAGCGAAUGAACGGCCCGAACUUCAAACACCUCUGCUCACGAUAUCCGAACGCUUACUGCUGCCUACCUCGCUAACCCCGCCUCUCACACACACACACACACACACACACACACACACACACACACACACACACACGAUCGUUUAGCCACUCUCCACAGGAAAACCAAGCAAUAUCCUCAUUCCUGUGUAUCCUCUCAAACACACCGCUGUUUAAUACGUGAUGCAAUAUGAGAACCUGUCAUGUUGCCGUGAAGUAAAAUCCCAUCUAUUUAUUUACAGAGUUAAAAAUGGCGUUUAAUCAGUGAAUCAGCUGCUUCCGUUUCUUUUUCAAGCUAAAAUAAUCACGCAACCCGACACCAGGCAGCUCCGCUCAGCUUCUUAAAUGUGUUUUUCUUCGUCUUUUGUGAUUAUUAUCGGAUUAUUUUUGAGUUCUCGGGAAGCUGUUGCAACAACGACGUACAUUUCAAGACGUCAUCUUUGGUUUGAGGAGCUUUUUAAGACGCACUCUUUCAUGAUGCCCGUGCAUUUUUAAGAUCACAUGUUUGAAAAGUGUUCGUCAAUUAGCUCGUUCUGUCUUCAGUGGGCCGCCACACGCGGCUCGAUUCAUGCACGAUUAAUUUAAGCGUAAGCUAGCCUGAAAUGAAAGUCGAUUCAUUUAACAAUAAACGGAUAAAUGAUCUUAACUCGCUAAUUUCCCCAGCACCAGUCAGACGCCGAUCAUCUCCCAACAUCUACACACAGGUUACAAACUCACUCCUCUUGAUGUGACCUAUGACCUCUAACGACCCCGCCCUCCCCCCGCCACCUUGCGCUAGCACUGUUAGUACCUCUGCUACCUCUUCCUCGCUCAUCUGCUAGCUACCUCUUCUAGAAAUCUUCCUCUCUGCUACCUCUCUGCGCGCCCCCUUCGCUACCUCUCGUUCCCAUUUUCUUUCUUAAAUCUUCUUUUUUUUUUUUUUUUAUUCCCCGCCCACGCGACUGCUGCAUCGCCUCGCCCCCACCGCCCGCCUCUCCCUGUCGUCCGUCAGAGGAAGAAGAACACGCAUCAGAACACACGUACGGUCAUGUGACGCCCGCCCCCCCCUUCCUCCUUUCCUCAUCCAGGCUUGUUAUAUAACAUCACUUAAAUAUGACUACCCCCCCACCCCCCACAUAUAUGAUCUUUAACCUUCUUUGUGUAAUGUAUUUUUAAGGAGAAGUUUUGUGUAGAUGGAAUUUUUCUCUGUUCUUUGGAAGUUUGUAGCAUUUGUUUCCCUUUUUUUUUAUUUUCUAUGGGGUCUGUUGGUACUUGGACCUAGACACUGUCGAAUAAACUGUGUUUUGUACGA